CGUGGAAGACAGCGCGAGAGGCAGCGAGAGGGGGUGUGAGUUAAUUUAGCCACGUAUUGGAGCUGUGUUUUGUAGUUUACCUGCCUGAAUGUUAAAGUAGAUAAAUCCUGCGUUUAUUCCGCUGAACUGGACUCGCUGUUUAGGGUAAAACCCUGCGGUUCGCCCGGAGUAAGCUGCUGUGUUGUGUAGGUUAUCAUUAGUAGCAGCAGCUCGGCUGUGUGUGUGUGUGUGUGUGUGUGUAGACGGUGUACUCGUGUACAGUAGCGCUAGCCCCGGUCUGUAAGAGCUGUUACUCUGAUUUUCAGGCUGUAUGAACCGGUAUGGGGAUGAUUUCAGAUGUUCCGCUUGUUUAAUGGGACCGUUAAGGAUCAGCAGACUGUUAGCUACGCUAGCUAGCUGUUGCUAUUGCUAGCUAGCCUACCUGUCACUUGGCUGCUGCUGCUGCUGCUGCUAGUCUACAGGGCACCAGUGCAGCUAACUCUAGUUUCUCAGCAUGUAAAUGGAGUGAAUGGAGAGGCAGCAUGACCAGCGGUCCCAAAAAACACCAUGAUACAUCCUGAACCUUCCUGGGACCAUCACGUCCCUUUACCAAAGCUUGGACCGCUUUAUUCACGGCUCUUGGUCGCCUUGGUUUCCCUGAUCUGUUUCAUAAACAGCUAUGAUGGGGACUUUGUCUUUGAUGAUUCUGAGGCAAUUCUCAAUAACAAGGAUUUAAACCCAGAUACUCCUCUGAGUAACAUCUGGAAAAAUGACUUCUGGGGAAGCAACCUGAGCAGCAACUCUAGCCACAAAUCCUACAGGCCACUGACUGUUCUCACCUUUAGGCUAAACUACCUCUUGGCUGGAGGACUGUACCCGGUUGGCUUCCACGUGCUGAACAUCGGCCUCCAUUGUGUUAUCUCUGCGUUAAUGAUUGAUGUUUUUGCAAUAUUAAUUGGUGGCCUGGCCUGUGACGGCACAGCUAAAAGACUCGGCCACGUUCCGAAGGCUUCCCUCCUGGCCGCGCUCUUCUUCGCUGCACACCCGGUUCACACAGAAAGUGUGGCUGGUAUUGUGGGCAGGGCAGACCUCUUAUGUGCCCUUUUCUUCCAGCUGUCCUUCCUUUCUUACUGCAGAGCAUUUCAAGAUGGGGACAAGAGUGACAAAUUCUCAGUGUCCUGGAUCGUGGUCAGCCUGCUGCUGUGUGCGGUUGCCAUGUUGUGCAAGGAGCAAGGCAUCACAGUUUUGGGUGUGAAUGGUGUGUUCGAUAUUCUCGUUAUCUGCAAUCUUGAUAUCUAUGAGUUGACUCACAAGCUGCUGGUCCGGAGGAAGACUGCAGAUGUUGGAGUUUGGAUCAGUAGAGGGCUGAUCAUCAGGCUGGCUCUCCUGCUUUUUUGCGGCUCUUUGCUUUUGUAUGCGAGGUGGAGGAUCAUGGGUACAGGGCCGCCAGCCUUCACUGAGGUAGACAAUCCAGCAUCCUUUGCUGAGAACGUUUUUCUUCGGAUUGUGAACUAUAAUUACUACUACUCCUUGAAUGCAUGGCUGCUGCUGUGUCCCUGGUGGCUGUGUUUUGAUUGGUCAAUGGGCUGUGUACCUCUUAUUAAAUCAGCCGGUGACUGGAGAAUUGUCUGGCUGCUGCUGCUCUGGGCCUGCCUGAUUGGCUUGAUAAAGCAAGCUCUCUGCUCCCCAGACAGCAGUAAGAGAAGGACUCUGACGUUCGGCCUGGUGCUGCUGGUCAUCCCCUUCCUUCCAGCCAGUAACCUGUUCUUCCGCGUGGGCUUUGUGAUAGCUGAACGGGUGCUGUACCUCUCCACAGCAGGCUACUGCCUCGUUCUGGCCUAUGCCGGGGCCCAUUGCUGCUGCCGCUGGAGAAAGCACAAGCUGCUGCAGGCGGCCAUGCUGGCUCUGCUGGGCAUGAAUGUGGUGCGAUGUGCCCAUCGCAGUCAACAGUGGACAUCUGAGCAGAGCCUGUUCACCAGUGCCUUGUCUGUCUGCCCGCUCAAUGCCAAGGUUCAUUACAAUGUUGGCAAAAACCUCGCUGACCACGGCAACCAAAGUGCUGCAAUCAAGUACUACAGAGAGGCUGUGAGGUUGCACCCAAAGUAUGUUCAUGCCAUGAAUAAUCUGGGCAACAUAUUAAAAGAGAAGAAUGAGCUGCAGGAGGCAGAAGAGCUGCUCUCGACUGCUGUUCAUAUCCAGCCUGAUUUUGCUGCUGCGUGGAUGAAUCUGGGUAUUGUGCAGAACAGCCUGAAGAAAUUUGACAAGGCAGAGCAAAGCUACUGGAAUGCUAUUAAAUUCAGGAAGAAGUAUCCGGAUUGCUACUACAAUUUGGGCAGACUGUAUGCAGAACUAGAUCGCCAUGUAGAUGCACUAAAUGCUUGGAGGAACGCCACCAUGUUGAAGUCUGACCACAGCCUGGCCUGGAACAACAUGGUUAUCCUGUUGGACAACACUGGCAACCUGGCUCAAGCAGAGUUAAUAGGAAAAGAGGCCUUGAAGAUAUUACCUAAAGACCACACCAUCAUGUUCUCUUUAGCCAACGUGCUGGGAAAACAGCAGAAAUACAAGGAGUCGGAAGGUUUUUUUCUAAAUGCACUGAAGAUCAACCCCAAUGCUGCCAGUUGCCAUGGCAAUCUCGCUGUUCUGUACCACCGCUGGGGGAAGCUGGACUUGGCUAAGAAGCAUUAUGAACUCUCUUUAAAACUAGACCCCAAAGCUCCAGGGACCAAUGAGAACUACAACAUGCUGAAACGCAAGCUUGAGCAGCGGCAGAGGACCGCUGGAUAAUACAGCAUUUUUGAUAUUCCAGACGCGUGCCAUGAAUUCCACCUUUGUAUGAUGUUCACAUUGAGAAAACGUGAUUCAAUUAAAUUGUCUUAAUUUAUACUGUA
This is a messenger RNA of Astyanax mexicanus (Mexican tetra), 2870 nucleotides long. RefSeq names its product transmembrane O-mannosyltransferase targeting cadherins 4 (gene tmtc4). Gene Ontology annotation, biological process: endoplasmic reticulum unfolded protein response; protein O-linked glycosylation via mannose. Gene Ontology annotation, cellular component: endoplasmic reticulum. The transcript is spliced from 18 exons. The record is from RefSeq and is a predicted model, not a curated record. Bases 547 to 2766 code for a protein of 739 amino acids. Lineage: Eukaryota; Metazoa; Chordata; Actinopteri; Characiformes; Acestrorhamphidae. Gene Ontology annotation, molecular function: protein binding; mannosyltransferase activity.